Ylistrum balloti is the source of this 4960-nucleotide messenger RNA. Its product is annotated as pre-mRNA-processing factor 6-like. Bases 8 to 2800 code for a protein of 930 amino acids. Gene Ontology annotation, biological process: spliceosomal tri-snRNP complex assembly; mRNA splicing, via spliceosome. The record is from RefSeq and is a predicted model, not a curated record. Gene Ontology annotation, cellular component: U4/U6 x U5 tri-snRNP complex; catalytic step 2 spliceosome. The transcript has 25 exons. NCBI's taxonomy places the organism in Eukaryota, Metazoa, Mollusca, Bivalvia, Pectinida, Pectinidae. Gene Ontology annotation, molecular function: protein binding.
GACAACAAUGUCGGUCCAAUCUUUGGUUAGCCGCAAGAAAAAGAGUUUUAUCGGUUUACCGGCACCUCUUGGAUAUGUUCCUGGAUUGGGAAGAGGAGCUACUGGAUUCACCACCAGAUCUGAUAUUGGUCCUGCCCGAGAUAUAGAUGAUAUAUCUGAUGACAGACAUGCACCACCUGUCAAGAAAAGUAAGAAUGAUGAAGAAGAGGAAGAAGAUCUGAAUGAAGCUAAUUUUGAUGAGUUUGCUGGCUACGGAGGGAGUCUUUGUUCUAAAGAUCCCUAUGACAAAGACGAUGAAGAAGCAGAUGCUAUAUAUGAAGCUGUUGAUAAGAGAAUGGAUGAAAAGAGAAGGGAAAGGAGAGAAAUCAAGUUGAAAGAAGAGCUUGAAAAAUAUCGUCAGGAGAGACCAAAAAUUCAGCAGCAAUUCUCUGAUUUAAAGAGAGAUUUAGCAGAUGUAACUGUGGAUGAUUGGUUGAAUCUACCAGAAGUAGGAGAUGCCAGAACAAAGAAACAGAGGAACCCCAGAGCUGAAAAAUUUACCCCUGUGCCAGACAGUAUGUUAGCUAGGGCAGCUGCCAGCACUGGUACAAGUAACUCACUAUCUGAUCGUGACCAGAAAUAUGGUGGCCAUUCUUCAACUUUCGGGGCAAUCACACCACUAGGUGGCACUACCACCUCAGACAUCGAUAUGAAGAAGAUUGGCCAGGCGAGAAACACACUGAUGGAUAUUAAACUCACUCAGGUGUCCGAUUCUGUUAGUGGUCAAACUGUGAUGGAUCCCAAAGGUUACCUCACUGACCUCCAAUCCAUGUUACCAAGUCAUGGGGGCGAUAUCAAUGAUGUAAAGAAAGCAAGGUUGUUGUUGAAGUCCGUGAGGGAAACCAACCCAAAACAUCCUCCAGCUUGGAUAGCCUCAGCAAGGUUAGAGGAAGUGACAGGCAAGGUGCAGGCAGCCAGAAACCUCAUCAUGAAGGGUUGUGAGGAGUGUCCGAAGAGCGAGGAUGCCUGGCUGGAAGCUGCCAGACUUAUGCCAGGCGACCAGGGCAAGGCUAUUGUUGCCCAAGCCGUGCGACAUCUACCAUCGUCUGUGAGAUUGUGGAUCAAGGCAUCUGACCUGGAAAAUGAAUUAAAACCAAAGAAACGGGUCUUCAGAAAAGCACUGGAGCACAUCCCAAACUCUGUUAAACUAUGGAAGAUGGCAGUGGAGCUUGAAGAUGAGGUGGAUGCCAGGAUCAUGUUGAGUCGAGCUGUUGAAUGUUGUCCUACAAGUGUUGAGCUUUGGUUAGCCUUAGCUAGACUGGAGACGUAUGAGAAUGCUCGUAAAGUUCUGAACAAAGCUCGCGAGAACAUUCCUACUGACCGUCAGAUUUGGAUCACAGCUGCGAAACUGGAAGAAGCCAACGGCAACAUACAAAUGGUGGAGAAAAUUAUAGACAGAGCUCUGAAUUCUCUCCGAGCCAACAUGGUGGAGGUGAACAGAGAACAGUGGAUUAAGGAUGGGGAGGACUGUGAGAAAAGUGGCAGUAUCAUCACCUGUCAGGCAAUCAUCCGGUCCAUUAUCAGUGUUGGUAUUGAAGAAGAAGACCGUAAACACACGUGGAUGGAGGAUGCUGAAUCGUGUGCUGUGAAUGGAGCCUAUGAAUGUGCUCGGGCCAUUUAUGCCUUUGCUUUAACUGAGUUUCCAAGUAAAAAGAGUAUAUGGUUACGAGCAGCCUACUUUGAGAAAAGUCAUGGUACAAGGGAAUCACUGGAAUCCUUGUUACAGCGAGCUGUAGCCCAUUGUCCCAAGGCUGAGGUUCUGUGGCUGAUGGGAGCUAAAUCAAAGUGGCUUGCUGGUGAUGUUCCAGCAGCCAGAAGUAUCCUGGCUUUAGCAUUCCAGGCCAAUCCUAACAGUGAAGAGAUCUGGUUAGCUGCUGUGAAGCUGGAGUCUGAAAACAAUGAAUUUGAGAGAGCCAGGAGACUCCUACAGAAGGCUCGCGCUAGUGCCCCUACAGCACGGGUGAUGAUGAAGUCUGUUAAGCUUGAGUGGUGUUUAGGAGAGAUAAAGAAUGCCAACACACUCCUGGACGAAGCAGUCAAGCAUUACCCAGACUUUCCAAAGUUAUGGAUGAUGAAAGGACAGAUUGCUGAGCAACAGGGCAAGAGUUCUGAGGCUAGAGAGGCAUACAGUCUUGGACUGAAGAAAUGUCCAAAAGCAAUUCCUCUCUGGCUGUUGACGUCAAGACUUGAAGAAAAAUCUGGACAGUUGAUAAAGGCUCGGUCCAUCCUGGAAAAAGCCAGACUAAAAAACCCACAACAGUCACAUCUUUGGCUAGAGGCUGUGAGAGUGGAAAACAGAGGCAGCUUAAAAAACAUUGCACAGACCUUGAUGGCAAGAGCUAUCCAGGAUUGUCCUAAUGCUGGUAUUCUGUGGGCAGAGUCAAUUUUCAUGGAGCCUCGCCCCCAGAGGAAAACAAAAUCUGUUGACGCCCUGAAGCGAUGUGAACAUGACCCUCAUGUACUUCUGGCUGCAGCCAAGUUUAUAUUUUGGGCGGAGAGGAAAGUGAACAAAGCUAGGGAAUGGUUUAAUCGUACCGUGCGGAUUGACCCUGAUCUAGGCGAUGCAUGGGCAUACUAUUACAAGUUUGAACUCCAACAUGGAAAUGAGGAAUCACAGAACAAUGUGCUGACUCGCUGUGUGAAUGCUGACCCUCGUCAUGGUGAAAAAUGGUGCCAUGUUUCUAAGGACAUAAAGAACUGGCGUCUUCGCACAGAACAAAUCCUUCCUCUUGUGGCAGAUCUCGCAGCACUUCCGACAUGACAUCAUUCAACAACAGCUCAUAUUUAAUAAAUCCAAAGCUGGUUAUGUAAGGGACAUGAAUAGAUUUGUGUAACUUUAAGAUAUAUAACAUGUUCAGUGGGAUAUUGCCAAGAGUUUGUGCAUUACAUUGUACUGUAAUGGAUCUGAGGAGGUUACUUAACAGGUAAUCUUUAAAAAGUUGUGGAACAUGUUGGUUAACAAAUCAUGUUAGUUAACAGAACAUAGUUAAUGGAACAUGUUAGUUAACAGAACAUAGUUAAUGGUACAAGUUGGCUAACAGAAUGUGUUAGUUAACAUAACAUAGUUAAUGGAAUGUGUUAGUUAACAGAACAUAGUUAAUGGAACAUGUUGGUUAACAGAAUAUGUUUGUUAACGAAUCAUGUUAGUUAACAGAACAUAGUUAAUUGAACAUGUUAGUUAACAGAACAUAGUUAAUGGAACAAGUUGGCUAACAGAACGUGUUAGUUAACAGAACAUAGUUAAUGGAAUGUGUUAGUUAACAGAACAUAGUUAAUGGAACAUGUUGGUUAACAGAACAUAGUUAAUGGAACAUGUUGUUUAACAGAACAUAGUUAAUUGAACAUGUUAGUUAACAGAACAUAGUUAAUGGAACAAGUUGGCUAACAGAACGUGUUAGUUAACAGAACAUAGUUAAUGGAAUGUGUUAGUUAACAGAACAUAGUUAAUGGAACAUGUUGGUUAACAGAACAUAGUUAAUGGAACAUGUUGGUUAACAGAACAUAGUUAAUGGAACAUGUUGGUUAACAGAACAUAGUUAAUGGAAUGUGUUAGUUAACAGAACAUAGUUAAUGGAACAAGUUGGCUAACAGAACGUGUUAGUUAACAUAGCAUAGUUAAUGGAAUGUGUUAGUUAACAGAACAUAGUUAAUGGAACAUGUUGGUUAACAAAAUAUGUUUGUUAACGAAUCAUGUUAGUUAACAGAACAUAGUUAAUGGAACAUGUUGGUUAACAGAACAUAGUUAAUGGAACAUGUUGGUUAAAAGCAUCAAGUGUCAGUUAAAUAUUUUGCAGAAUCAAAUGUUAUAUAACAGAAUCAAGUGUCAGUUAAUUGAACAUGUUAGUUAACAGGUACAUGUUAGUUAGCAGGUACAUGUUAGUUAACAGGUACAUGUUAGUUAACAGGUACAUGUUAGGUAACAGGUACAUGUUAGUUAACAGGUACAUGUUAGUUAACAGGUACAUGUUAGUUAGCAGGUACAUGUUAGUUAACAGUACAUGUUAGUUAACAGGUACAUGUUAGGUAACAGGUACAUGUUAGUUAACAGUACAUGUUAGGUAACAGUACAUGUUAGGUAACAGUACAUGUUAGUUAACAGGUACAUGUUAGUUAACCAAAUCAAGUGUCAGUAAAAUGUUAUUUAACAGAAUCACUCAUGAUUGCUGAUAUUGUUAUAGAACCAUGGAGUCUUUUUUACAGAAAUGUGUAACACAUAAUGUUAACCGAUCCAAAGAUGGCUAUGUAAUGGACUUACAUAUACCGUACAAUUCCAGUGCACACAAGGGAACAUGUAAUUGUCUGUAGUAUCUUUUACAACAAUAAACAAUUAUAUAUGAUGUAGUAAACUAGAGUGACAACAGUGGAAUACAGUCCAAUUGUUUUAACAAUGGUGAUUCAUUGAUACAGGAAGUGAAUGUGUUUCUUUGGAAAAUUUCAAUUAGAAGUACUACUACCUGUAACAUAGAAAAGGAGAUCCAUCAAGUUAUCAGUCAUGAUACAUUCAGAAUAAAUUGAACCAGAAUAAAAACUAUUGACGUGAUGCAUUAAAAUUCAUGAAUUAAUUUCAUACAAACUCUUUUAUAUUGACAUGAGGAUACGAAACAAAUUUUGUCUUCACUUUCAUGUAAACUAAAAAACUGUUAUUUGUAAAGAUAAAUAUUUUCAUUUUUAAACCACUACAAUAUUGACUUGUCUCAAACUGAAAUGCUUGGUCUAUCUCAAAAUAUGCACAAAUAUCUGAAUCUUUCAUUAGGACUGGUGUACCUUGUGUUACAGAAUGAAAGGAUAAUCCUUAUUUACACACUUGCUCUGAGGUGUUUUAUGUAGUGCUAUGUCUGUUCUGGUAUGUGUGUCAGUGGAUGAUGAAAGAAAGAGGAAAAAAUGAUAGAUGUACACUGAGAAUUAAAUUGAUUUCCAUCUU